UGCGAUCGAGUACAACUUCAAUUUCAUCUUUUAAGUUUGCUCCUAUAUCCAACUCUAUAUUUCAUAUAGUUAUACUGUUAUAGUUUUUCCUUUAUGCCAACUUAGAAUUGUCUUUUAUUAGACAUCCUUGUGGAUCAUCUUAUACAUUUGCUGCGAUGGGGCUAUUGAGAACCACAAGUGGAAGUGUGAGCACUAGAAGAGCGGUUUUCGAAACAGGCUCGAUGUUUGCCAGUGAAGAAAUUACACUCCCAAAACACGAAGAUAGCUUACUCCAGUUGGAUGGUGAGCAAAUGUGUUAUGGUCUGUGGGAGGACAACGUGCUCGAUCGUUUGAUGAAUAUGAACAACAUUGACCGCGAAUAUAUGAUGGAAGAGUAUAUCAACUAUCUAACUGGCAUAUUCAAAGACCUUCCUGGAGUACAUAAGCCCCCCGACCGCCCAACAGAACUACGAUUGUCAGCAUUCGGAAAUGAAUAUGAGACUGAUAACUGUGCAUCGUCAUGUCCCAGCUUAACAGAUGUUUCAACUAUUUCAAAGGCUUCGUCGCUUGCUAAGUGCCAGAGGAAUCCAUCUCGCUACUCGCUUCCAUUAAAAUCAAACCAGUUCAAAGACUUGCGAGCAAUUCCUUCUAAACUACCAUCUGCAGAUGUCAAACACUCUUUAAACUGGAAACCUACAUUUGAGAGAUGGCCUAAUAACGCCAACCAGCCAAGACGUGUUGCGGUUAAGGUGUUAGAUCCAUCCAAAGUCAAGGCCAACAUCCAAACACAGAUUCGUGAAAUUAGCGAUUCUGAUUCCCUUGAUUCCGAAACUUCAUCUGACAUAUCUUCUGAUAACGAUGAAUAUGAUCCGUUUGAAAAUUUAAACAGCGCAAUUAGACAUGUCUUUUCGUCCAAUAAGCAACUAGCAGACAGGGUGAUCGACUGUUUGGUACAACUUCCACCAGAUCGCCGAGCACAGGUCUACGGGUAUGGGGCCAUCUCAUCGCACGGCGCCGACAGCUUUCAGGAAUCAAGUAUCAUAGCUGGCUGCGGAAACAAUUCCAGGCCUACAAAGAGAAAGCGUAUUGACGAAGCGGCCCCGGGCAAUUCAAACCAGAACCAGGCUCUCGGAGGCGACGAUUAUGACGACCGAGUCCUCGUCGACCACCAUCCUCCUGAAACAUCGUCACCUCAUAGAAGGUUUGCCUGUGCGUACAAUGUCUUCGACAGAGUAACAUUUAGCCCAAGAAAUACUAGAGGGAGGACCGCGACACGGUAUAAAUCGUGUGCCGGUCCUGGAUUUUCAUCCCUUAACCAUUAUAAGCGCCACCUAGAACGUGUCCACACUUUACACCAAUGCCCUCGGUGUGGGCAUAUUUUCGACAAGCCCGGGGACCUGCAAAAUCAUUUGGCCCAAGAUCCAAGAUGUAACCGACUGACAUUCGAGCAAGAACGUGGUAUAUCUCAAGCUAUAUGGGAUAGGGUUAGGGAUAUUUUUAAGAGAAGACGUAAGUCUCAGGAUGAGCCUUCUGAUGAAGAACGAUGGUUUCUUGUCUGGGAUGCUCUCUUUCCGGAGGCGCAGAGGCCUCCGACAGCAUACUAUGAGGAGCCACAUAUACAUGAUGCCUACCAGUCCAGGGUUCUGGAAGUCUUUGAUUUUCUCUUAGCCGAUCGACCUCAACUAGCUCCAGCCCGUAGCCAUAGAGAUGAUCUUAUGGAGGCAUUAAGACACGCUCUUGAUGUUGCCGGCCGAGGAACACGAUCGGACCAGGAAGUUGGAGAAUCCAUUAUGACCUCACCAUUAGCACAAGGGCCUUUACCAAACACCAGUGCACCGGACCGGAUGCCCGAUAUACACCAGACGAACAUCUUAGAACCUUGUGAGCCUGAUACAACCAAUGCGUACAUAGAUAUGUCGAGUCACGUUGAGGAGCCGAGACAUCAAGUAAGCGAACCAAUAGAUAAUUUGGAUCUAUUUGGCGUGUUUGGCUCAACCUACCCCAGCAUGGGUGUCACCGGCGAUGACUAUGUUGAUGAAUUAUUUUUGGACCUUCUUGAAUAAUAUGGAAAUUGGUAACUAGACUCUUGCCUUUAAACGGUGACCGAUAUAUAAUAUAUGAGACUAAAAGGUCACUCAAGAGGAUAUACAUUGAGACUGACCUUGGGGAUCUUAUUUGUAAGGAAUGACAUUAUUUAAAAAGUCCUUAGCUUUGUGCAGGACUUUUUCAUCCGGAACGAACAUAGUAUAUCUUAGUUUUCGAGGUUCCAGAUCAUUGAGUCGCUCGAGUCUUGCGAACAAAUACAAAUCCUCAACGUGGUAAACAAGUUGCACUAGUAUCCAGUAUUAUAUUUCACACGUCCCCGGC
Daldinia decipiens is the source of this 2346-nucleotide messenger RNA. RefSeq lists its product as uncharacterized. The coding region runs from base 156 to 2042 and encodes 628 amino acids. The transcript is spliced from 6 exons. The record is from RefSeq and is a predicted model, not a curated record. Lineage: Eukaryota; Fungi; Ascomycota; Sordariomycetes; Xylariales; Hypoxylaceae.